GUGCGCCGCCCAUUCCAGCUCCAGCUUCCUGGUCCAAGAUCUGCACUUCCCUCUGUUCUUUGCAUCUCAACUCUCUUAGAUCUCCCUCAGCCACACUCUCCGAACACUCCCUUCGCAACCGUGAAAGUUUCUCUGCGACGUCUGACGAUGGGGUCCCUUGAGCAUGGCAAGAGUAACAUACGCUGGGGCCGUGGGAGGCACAGAGGGACCGCACUCACUCUGAUCUGUGUCACAUCCUUGUGGCUGCUGCGCUGCUUCCUCAGUUUCUCCCGCUGAGGUCAAGAGGGCCCGUGACGCCUGGAUUGAGGCCGGUACGGCGAAGAGUCGACAAAGGAGGCGACACCAGUCAUCUUUGUGACUGUCCCAUCACUCUCUGUGUCUUGUGCUGUGUUGUGGUAUGGGCGCGUGCAGUCAAGACGCUGAACCCCGACAACGUAGCCAAGCUGUACGCCACGCCCGACUCCACUGGUGCACGGGGCUGGCUCCUCGGUAAGACAAUACAAGACAGCCACCGCACCGCACCGCAUCGCAUCGCACAGACAUGCCUGCCUCGUACGGGAUGUGUGGUGGUUGAUGUGAUGUCGCUCGCUCAGGCACUGUUGACACGCGGGCGACUUACCUGCGUCAGAACUCCGACAAGAUCAAGGAGUACUUUGUGGGCUUCCUCGCAAAGGACAAGAUCGAGCCCAACUUCCCCGAGACCGUCACGGAGGACGACAUCAUCCAACUCGGGCCGGGCGUCGUCGCUUACAACGGGUAAGAAACCACCCCAGACAGACAGGCAGGGGAGGGAGGGAGGGGAAGGACGCUUGCUGGAGUGGGUGUGCCCUGUUUGUUGUGUGCAGGUAUUACGACUUCCACUUCUGGAAGGGCGGCAAGCAGACGUGCGCCCACGCCAAGUUCACCUACAUCUACCAGCGCAACCCCAAGACCGGCGGGCUCGACAUCAUCCUACACAACUCGGGUCAGUCAGACAGGCAGACAGGCAGCCACCUGACCUGACGGACAGCCAGGGACACACACACAUCAACACGCAACACCCCUAAACAUCCUCUGUCCGUUGCAUGCUGUGUGUUGGUGCCUGCCUUCAGGUUUGACGCCUGAGGGCGUGACUGGCGACACCGGCUCGGGCAGCCAGGUGACGCGCUACCUCCCCUUCAUCGUCGCCGGCUCCAUCGCGAUCGCGUCCCUCGUCGCCCUCGCCGUCACAGUCAAGAAAUAGAAGCUGACGAGUGCACGAUGGGAUGGAUGGGAUGCAUGGGCGUACUUGACAGACAAAUGGGUUUGCUGAUGUGUGUUGGUUGUCAUGAGAGGGACAGGGAGGACUUGUGUGCUUCUUGGUGGGGGAGGGGGGAUGUGCGCGUGCAGCUUUUUGAUACAGACGCAGCUACUGCGUGCCUGCCUGCCUUGCUGCCUGACUGACUGACUGCUGGGGCAAGAGCUGCAUCGAUCGUAUGAGCUGGCUCUUGGCUUCACGCCUGUGUGUGUGAUGUGGUCGGAUGCCAGUCGUUCGUCUUCACACGCCCUUCACACCACCAGACAGAGACGCUGUUCCUACUGGUCAUCACACCUGCCAUCCAUCCAUCCAUCCGACGUGCGUCUCCUGUCAAUGUGCUGUGGAUUGCGUGACCAACCACUACGAGCACCUGGGGUCAAUUGACCUCCGUGGCCGAUUUUUGUCCAAUCGAUGUGAUUGUUGUGUUGUGAUAUGGUGUAGUGUGGUGUGGAGUGGUGUGCGUGUGCAUGGGGCCGAGCGAAUGAUCCACACUGAUGAAUGGCUGAUGGAUUUCACCAACGACGGGGAGGAGGGGGGGGGGGGGAUGAGAAGGGAUUUUUCUCCCACAUAGUGGGCACGGGGUUGGUGGGAACUGUUUCUUUGCUGGCUCUUCUGGGUGGUGGGCUUCAUGCCAUGGGGCUUCAUCGGGCUUUACUCAUCUUAUCGCCACACACAUACGCUACAUGGUGGGUGCCGUGACUCCAUGCACCGAGGGGUGGACCGGACCACAAAUGAGCCAGUACUAAUUCUCAGUCUGUUGGAUGAGAUGUGAGCUUGCUUGAUCAACGAACGCACUUCAUGCUCAUGCACCGAACCCCGCCCGAGACGUAGAGCUUUUCGCAUAUGCGUCGACCGACCGAUGUGUGUUGGCUGUGUUGGUGUGUCUGUCUGCCGCCACUUCCCUUAUGCACUGCACGUACCAACGAUUCGUUGACGAGUUGUCAGACUAUUUCUUCGACACACCAGUCGAAGGAUCGAUAGCCUACGAACUCUUCGUCGGAUGUCGGUCGUGCGUGGGAUUGGGAUGAGCUGUGGUGUGUUGUGUUGUGUUGGUGGGGUCGAUGGUACAUUGGACAUGUCUGUGAUGACGCGCCUUUACGAACAACAGCAUGCAUACCAGCGUCGGACUGUCAAUUGAUUGAUUGUCUGAGGCGACGACUGAAAGAAAGAAUGGGACGGAGAAAAUUCCGAAGCCACGCACACACACGGGUGUUUUCAAAGGCAUCGCAUAAGCAUGCAGCACGGAUGGGCUGUCUACCGGGCAGUAGCGAGGAGUGUUAAAAUCGUG
Vitrella brassicaformis is the source of this 2564-nucleotide messenger RNA. The record is from the annotation of a GenBank genome assembly. NCBI's taxonomy places the organism in Eukaryota, Vitrellaceae.